This is a messenger RNA of Aedes albopictus (Asian tiger mosquito), 4857 nucleotides long. RefSeq names its product protein brunelleschi (gene brun). Gene Ontology annotation, cellular component: trans-Golgi network. The coding region runs from base 618 to 4565 and encodes 1315 amino acids. The transcript is spliced from 6 exons. The record is from RefSeq and is a predicted model, not a curated record. NCBI's taxonomy places the organism in Eukaryota, Metazoa, Arthropoda, Insecta, Diptera, Culicidae.
UCAUUGCAUACUUUUCUUUUGCAGAGAUUGUGACAAAAGUUUUUCCAAGCUGAUCUGCAUCGUCUCUGCGUAGAUCUCAUUAAAAAGUGCUAAUUAUCGGGGAAAUUCCGGUGAAAAGUGUGCAUUUCGUAGUGUAGUCGGUUGAUCUAGUGCAGAUUCGGGUAUCGGUUCGCAGUACGGACGUUUUUCCGGAUUACAAAAUCGUCAGUUUUGAAGUGGGCAUUGUUUUGAUUGCAUCUCCAUCGCAGCCAGUCGUCGUGAGAAGUUUCUGCAGCAGCCGAAUAACAACAACACCAGCAGGAACUGCGAUAAUAUACGCGAAAGCUGGUGGCAAGUGGCGACGGCGGACGACGAGAAGGCGUAUCGCGAAGCUACACACGCAGAGGACAACCGUACAUACAGCCAGCCAGCAAGACGAAAAAGAUGAUGUGUCAAAGUGAAAGAGCUACUCGCGAGAAGCUUUCUUCUGCUGCGAUGAUGGAGUAAUAAAAACAAGGCCCUUUAGAGCCGUGGUUCCGGAACUGCGCUGGUUUGUUCCCGGAAUUGCGCGUCGUGAUUGUGGAAGAAACGGAAGAGUGAAAGGGAUCAACACAAAAGUGCGAUUAAAUGAAGAUUAAAUGAGAUCCUCUGUAAGCUACAUGUUAUCGCAAGGACCAGGAGAUCCGAUAAUGGCGCAUCCCGACUACGAGCAGCAUCACUACCAUCACGGUUGUCUGCUGAUACUGGUGCGUGGAAUCGGUCCUCUGAAGCCUCGAUCGCUACAGCGCGUUUUCGAGCGGAUCCAGCGGAUAAACAACGUCAAAAUACCGGACUCAUCCGGCCUGACGCGAGACAUCUGGGUUCGCUACAUCAGAGACCACCCGGUCGAGAAUAACGACUGGGGUGACUUUCAAACCCAUCGUAGACUACUGGGCCUGAUAACGGUCGGAAAGUUCGACAACCAGAAUGAGCUCAACGAGCUGUGCCGGGUUCACGAAUCUCUCAAGGUCAAAUACACCAAUACGCUGUUCGACUCGCGAUGUUUGCUGUUCGGGCCGAGUGUCGAAGAGUUGCAGAGGAUUGCCGGCGGAUUGGAGGAGAAGAAAGAUGCCACUAUCGAAAACUGCUUUCAAACGCCGUCCAAUUUCAAAAGUCGAGCUUUUUGCUACCCGGAGAACGACCCCUGCUCGAAUCUGGAGACCAAGAUUUCAGAAUUCAUUACCUCUCUGUACUACAUUUUGGAGUUGAAGCGUCUGGAGAAGACCCGAGAGAAGAUUGACAAAGUUCCGCUGCUGCUGGCACCGUUCGAAAAGAAAGAUUUCGUUGGACUGGAUUUGGAAAGUCGUAACAACAAAAAACGCUGCAUCGGUCGCAUGACGAAGCAUCUGGGAGAUCUGACGCUCCAGGCUGGCCUAGUGGCCGAAUCACUGAAUCUGUUUCACUCGGCUAGUGAAACCCUACGUGCCAUAAGUGAUUCGCUUUGGCUGGGAGCUGCCUUCGAAGGUCUCUGCGCUGCUUCUGCGAUCCUACUUUACCCUAACUUUCGCUACACGAUGUCUAUUCAACGAAACUCUAGUCUACAGGAAAACGCAUCCUCUCCGCAGAAGUACAAUCUUGCUCGGAACCAGUUACUGGCCAAUAGCUACAACGGUGACUCAACAAAUGGAAGUAACUUCAAGCAGAAAAAAUCCGACAUGAUGAUUAAUCUUAACUCGGAAACCUCUUCGAUUCCCGAUAAAGCUUCAGCGUCAUCAAAUUCUUCUGCCUCCUCCAUCAGUUCAACAUUUUCCUCUGGAUCCGGCGGAAGUACGGCUAGCGGAAGCUCAUCCUCCCUGACGGACUCCGGAACCUUGGUGAACAAAUCAGCAGCUGCUCAAAAGUUUCCUCCCAACAUCCUUCAACCGGAAGAGAUCCCGACCCGCUAUCGGGAAGCCAUCAUCAACUACAGCAAGUAUCGAAAUGCCGGCAUCAUUGAAACGGAAGCAGCGCUUAAGGCGGCCAGAAUUUGUAUUGAACAGGGAAAAAAUCUGGAUGUGGCCAUGUUUCUCCAAAACGUACUCUAUAUCAACCUGAACAUGAGCGAACAGCAGCGGGUUCGAAGGUUUGAAGUCCUCACUGACCUGUACCAGAAGAUUGGAUACAACCGAAAGGCUGCUUUCUGUCAGAGGCUUGCCGCCUGGCGCCAUGUGGCCGUUAGCAACACGAACCCGGACUGGGGUCAAAGCUACCGGUUGAUGCUGGAGAGCUUCUCCGGUCAUAAACUCUCCCUCGAACCGCACGAAGUGCUGGAAAACAACACGGGCUGGCCGGUACUGCAGAUUGACCUGCUUCAGCAGAUGGUCGGAACGGCCCGCCGCCUUGGACAGUCCGCUCUCGCCACCAGGCACAUGACCUUCCUGCUGCAGACCAUGUGGAAGCAUUUGACGCCGCACGAGCAGAAGGAAAUGGCCCUGCAGCUGCAGAACUUGAGUGCCCAGUGCGAGGGUGCACCGGUGCCGUUGGUGCUGGAGAAUGGAACGGUCAUACCGCCGGCAAACCUAACGGAUUUGCCUCUGUGCAGCCAGAUGCUGGUCAAGGACUUGGCACCGCAUUUGAGGCCGCUGAAGAUUGCUGUCGCCAAAGUGGACAGCGGUCCUUUCCUGUUCACUCCGAUCCAUUUUAGUUCGAUGGAUCGCCGACAGGCUAAGGACGACAGUAAGAUAUCCUUCAACUGGAUCCAGCACGAUGUGUGCGAGGUGAACGUAAAACUAACCAACCCACUCCCGUUUGAGCUGCAAGUGACGGACAUUCGUUUGCUUUCUACGGGAGUGGUGUUCGAGGCGUUCCCUCAGACUGUAAUGCUACAACCGAACGUACUAACCACAGUGGCCCUGCACGGUACUCCGAUCGAGAAAGGAGAGCUGGACAUCCAAGGCUACAGCACUCACACGCUAGGCGUCAAAUCCAACUGUCGACUAAAGUAUAUGCUUCACCGGAAGCAACGUAACUUGCCUUCGCACUAUCUAGUGAAUGUGAUUCCUGCGCUUCCAAAGUUAGAGCUUAAGACCAGUCUCCCGCCGACGGCCACUUUCAGCGGAAUGCACAAUGCGGAUUGUGUGACUACUUCAGCCAGCAUUACGCUGUACAAUGGAGAACGGGGAGAAUGUAUCGUGACGCUGACCAAUACGAGUAAUAUACUGAUAGAAUAUAUCGACGCCAGUUUUCACUCCAAUAUGGACGUGAAUCUUCAGAAUAGAAUCUUUCAACUGACGACGGAUGACAUCACUUCGAAGCUACCGAUCAAACCAAACGAGAGCAUCGACUUCAAACUCGUGAUCUAUGGUGAGGCGGAUUUCCUCGGCGCCAUUGCCGGUGUUCAGCAGUUGUACUCGCAUUCGUCCCACCAGGACGGUAUCAACAGUACCGGACCGCAGAGUUUGACCGUGUCGCACAGCGGAGGAAUGAUGGGAGGAACCAUCAGUGGCAGUGGGAAUCCGAGCAGCAUCCCAAGUAGGAUCAGCUCACCGACAAAUACUCACCGAAGGAACGACCCGUUGAUGUCUAGCUUCAGGUCGUCCCACUCGGGACACUCGUCGCUGGCCACGCUAAGUGUGGGAAUAGCAACGGGACACAUGCCGAGGCAACUGGAAGCGCAGCUGAGGUUUAAAUACUCCGGCGGGGAGGGUCUCCAGGAGGGCUACUGUCGGCAGUGUGCGAUUUCGUUCAACCUGGAAUUGUUGCCAAGCGCUCAGAUCACCAAUUGGGACGUUCUGUCCGCGGAAAUCCCGUCACAGUUCUACUUGGUGCUGGAUGUGGUGAACCUAACGGCGCAAGAAAUGUCCCUCAACUAUACUUCAAACAAGACAAUACUCAUCGAGGCUAAGGAAAGCUGUCGGGUGCCCGUUCCGGUGGAUCGUUGCCCUCUGGAUCGAAUCCUGGCGGCAAUGGAACAGCAGUUACAUUCGCUCACUUCCGGCGGCGAAGGCCAUCCGAGCAUAGUGAGUGGCGUGGGUCCGGUGACCAGUUCGAGCGAUACCGGGGAGCUAACGGAACGCGUCUGCUCGGAACACAUUGCGGAGAAUGUGAACCUCAAGUGGUCCCUGCCGGGCUUGGAUUGCAGCGGUGUAGCCUCCUUGCGAGGGAUUUCGUUGUCGCCAACUAUGCUGGACUUGGUUACGGUGCCACCAUUGCAGUGGGAGGUCAAAAUCGACAACCAACAGGUGGCCCCACAGUCGGAGGUAACCUGUGUCACCAGUCAGUUCAUCACGCUGAGUAUCGGCAUUUGCAACCUGUCGGCAUCGGUGCUUCAUCAGGUGCAGCUUUCGGUUCAAUUCUACCAAGACUACCAAAACGGCCAUCACAACUAUCGGCUGGAGACGCGGGUUACGAUGACGGGAGCGAAUCACAUUCUCAUCCCAGCCUUGAACAAGGACGAAAAAGCAUUCCACGAGUGUUCGGUGGUGUUCUUCACCCCCGGGCGCUUCAAGGCCGACAUUCAGUGCCGUUCGCUUAGCUCAAACGGUGACGUGGGAUCGACUCCAUCGUCGUCGUCGUCGCACGUGUGGCGGUUCAUUCCGCCGGUGGAAAUCACGGUGGUGGAUGAGUAAGAGAUGACGCCACAACAAACCGAAACGCUUUGAACAUAAAGAUGUAUAGCUUGCUUGCUAUAUUAGGCAAAAAAAUGUAGGUCACUAAAAACAAAUUUUACGUUCAAUUUUCUCUGUAUAAUCAGCGAUUUAGUUUAGAUAGGUUCGUUCAAACUUCAAUCCUCAAUUAUUUUUCGGAGACAUUUGAUUCAGCUUUAGGAACUUACUUUGUGGGAAAACCAACGUUUUUAUACUCCUAAGUAGAUUGUUAACUAUAUGAUAUAGGAUAUUGAAAAAUUUAUCGGAAAGCAGA